AUGCACCACGAAGAGAAUGCUGAUGCCGCUCUCGAUAGAGAAAUCAACAACCUCAUGAUGGACUACUUCAUCACGGAGGGUUACCCUUCAACAGCUCGGAUCUUUGCUGCAGAGUCGAACACACAGCCGGAGGCUGAUUUUGAAGCUAUAAAGGCGAGGGUGGAGAUACGAGAAUGCAUUCACAGAGGAGAUCUACAGACGGCUAUCGAGAAGAUCAAUGAGCUCAAUCCUCAGCUGCUUGAUACAGACGACUCCCUCCAUUUCUCCCUGCUGCGUCUGCAGCUCAUCGAACUUAUCCGAGCCUGCACGUCGAAAACAAGCGGAAACGUAACGAACUCGCCCGAUAUCUCGACUGCCCUCCAAUUUGCUACCACCCACCUAGCCCCUCUAGCACCAACCAACCCAAACUUCCUCGCCGAUCUCGAGCGCACAAUGGCCCUUCUUAUAUUCCCUACAGAUAACCUCGCGCCUCAACUUGCGGAGCUCAUUGACCCUCGAUUACGAAAAUCGGUCGCAAAUAGAGUGAAUGAAGCCAUACUCGGUAGCCAAGGAUCAAGGAGGGAAGCACAGAUCAACAAGCUAUUACACAUGAGAGUGUGGGGAGAAAAAGCCGCAAUAGAAUCAAAGAAGAUUGAUAUCCCUGACGCCGGACUGGGUUUCGGCCUGGACGAGCGACCGGCUGCUGCUGGGAGGGGUCGGACGGAGCAGAAUGGAAAUGGCGUUAUGGGUUCUCAAGCUCCAGCAGAAGGUGAUGGAGACACGGCCAUGAGAGAGGGAAAUGGAGAGGGUGAGAUGAUGGUCUCAUGA
This is a messenger RNA of Endocarpon pusillum Z07020, 807 nucleotides long. RefSeq lists its product as uncharacterized. Bases 1 to 807 code for a protein of 268 amino acids. Gene Ontology annotation, cellular component: nucleus; cytoplasm. The transcript is spliced from 2 exons. Lineage: Eukaryota; Fungi; Ascomycota; Eurotiomycetes; Verrucariales; Verrucariaceae. Gene Ontology annotation, molecular function: protein binding. Gene Ontology annotation, biological process: proteasome-mediated ubiquitin-dependent protein catabolic process. The record is from RefSeq and is a predicted model, not a curated record.